AUGAACUUCGUUCUUCCAAUUCGCAUCGCGCAGCUCAUCCUUGCGCUCCUCGUUCUCGGCACAAGUGCUUAUGUCGCUAGCAGCUACAACCAUUCGCCCUCCGAGAUCAACUUCUUGGUCUUCACUUCAAUCUGGACGCUGCUCGCCUUGAUCUACCUCAGUCUCACCUCCUGGAAACUCGAGCGCUUUGCCCACCCAUGGAUCAUCUGUGGAGUUGAGAGCUUGACAAUGCUCUUCUGGUUCGCUGGAUUCAUCGCUGCAGCAGUCUUCCUUGGGGACCUUACUACCUGCGCUGGAAAGGCUUGCGGCUCUGCUAAGGCUGCCACUGUCUUUGCCGCAUUUGAAUGGGUUUUGUUUGCCGUUACAACAGCCUUGGCUGUCAUGGCUGUACUUGGAAGAGGUCGUUCCACCAAGGCCGCGCCCAACACGAUGGGUGCCUGAAAACUUCGCACCCGACGAACACCUAAGAUGAUGAUGUGUGUCACGAUUAAUGGUUUUCUGGCGCAAGGCGGCGUUGUUUACGGCUUGGAAAGACGAGAUACCCUGGUAACACCUCGAAAGUAAUUUGGUCAGAUCGGCGAGGGAUGUUUUCUUUCACAUGCAAGAAGACCAAGCCACAAUUUGUGGCGUUCAGGGUCGCUCAAUGACGCUAUUAAUCAGCAUCGAAGCCGCGCGAAACACCCUAGGCCGAAUGUGUUUGUCGCAAGGUAGUUCGACACUACUCUACAAAUCAAUACUCCUAUC
This is a messenger RNA of Aureobasidium subglaciale EXF-2481, 744 nucleotides long. RefSeq lists its product as uncharacterized. NCBI's taxonomy places the organism in Eukaryota, Fungi, Ascomycota, Dothideomycetes, Dothideales, Saccotheciaceae. Gene Ontology annotation, cellular component: membrane. The coding region runs from base 1 to 441 and encodes 146 amino acids. The record is from RefSeq and is a predicted model, not a curated record. The transcript has 3 exons.